CUCAACAUGGCGACCUAGGAGGCUUCCACGCUCGUUUGUUGACAAAUCUCCAUUAUCAAAGUUUUUGUUUCAUUUGAGGGUUUGCAGAGCCAAAGUAUGUCGAGACUCAUCGUUAAAAAUCUCCCAAAUGGGAUGAAGGAGGAGAGGUUCCGAGGGAUGUUCGCAGCCUUUGGGACCGUCACAGACUGCACCCUCAAGUUCACCAAGGACGGCAAGUUCCGCAAGUUUGGCUUUGUCGGGUUCAAAAGCGAGGAAGAUGCGAAUACUGCGUUGAAACAUUUUAACAAGAGCUUCGUGGAUACAUCCAGAGUGACUGUGGAGAUGUGUAAGGCGUUUGGUGACCCCAGCAAAGCGAAAGCCUGGAGCAAACACUCGCAGAACUCUGAACCAGACAAACCAGUCACAAAAACUAAAACUGCUAAUAAAGAGGAGAAGAAGGUGAAAAAGGAAACCAUCAGUGCACUGGGAAAUCUGGAGGAGGAUGAGGGGUUUAAAGAGUUCCUGUCGGUGCAUCAGAAUCGAACCCAAGCGCCGACAUGGGCGAACGAUACAGCGCAGCAGGCGGUCGACCCCGACGGUGGCAAGGCGAAGCGCAAGAAGCGGCCGGCUGCAGAUGAUUACCUCAACUUUGACUCUGACCAGUCAGAGGAUGAAUAUGAAGAAAAAGAGGAGGAGAAGCAGGAGGACAGUAAAGAUGACUGCACCACUAAAGAAGCUCUGAAGUCCAGCCUGUCGGAUAUGGAGUAUCUGCGCUCAAAGGUGGUGCGAACUGAGGAAGACAUGGAUGAAUGUGAAGAGAAGGAUGACAAGGGACAAGGGGAUAAAGUGGAAGAGGAUUUUGGACCUGCACAGCUCAACGACAGUGCUUACGAGAGCGGAGACCGAGAUAAAGCCCUCGAGGUGAAAACCUCUGUUUCCUCUGAGAACAAGAAGCAGGGGAAAGCCAAGAAAAAUAGGAAGCUAGAGAUGGAACCGACAACAGAGUUCACAGUGAAGCUGAGAGGAGUCCCAUUCAAUGUUUCACAGCAACAAAUUAGAGAAUUCAUGACGCCACAGAAGCCUGCCGCCAUCCGAAUUGGAAGAAAAGAAAGUGGCAACAGAACAGGCUACGUCUAUGUAGAUCUUCACUCUGAAGAAGAGGUUGAAAAGGCCUUGAAGAAGAAUAAAGACUAUAUAGGAGGGCGCUACAUUGAGGUGUUCCGUGUUGAUGCGUCAGGAUGGAACAGGACUGACCGAAGGGACAAAACAAUUGACAGAAACUUCACCAGGAAGCUGAAGGAGGACGAGGAGGACGAGGAUGUUGCGGAAUCAGGACGACUCUUCGUCCGAAACCUCCCUUACACUUGCACUGAAGAAGAAAUCAAAGAAAUAUUUUCCAAACAUGGACCUUUAUCUGAGGUGCUCUUCCCCAUUGACAAUCUAACAAAGAGACCGAAAGGUUUUGCUUUCAUAACGUACAUGAUUCCAGAGAAUGCUGUGGCAGCUUUGACUCAGCUGGACGGACACAUAUUUCAGGGCAGGAUGCUUCACCUGCUCCCAUCCACAGUGAAGAAGGAAAAGAGCGAAUCUUCAGAAGCUAGUGGUCCGGGCUCCUCGUCUUAUAAACGUCAAAAGGAUUCCAAAAACAAAGCUUCUAGUUCCAGUUCACACAACUGGAAUACACUCUUUCUGGGCACAAGUGCAGUGGCCGAUGCCAUCGCUGAAAAAUACAACACCACAAAAAGCCAAGUCUUGGACCAUGAGACGAGGGGAAGUGUUGCAGUGCGAAUGGCUCUCGGAGAGACCCAGAUUGUCCAAGAGACUCGCCAGUUUUUACUGGACAGUGGCGUGAGUUUAGAUUCCUUCAGUCAGCAGCCGGAGAGGAGCACAACUGUGCUUUUGGUAAAGAACCUCCCAGCCGGAGUGAGCGUGUCGGAGUUGGAGGCGGUCUUCUCCACUCACGGCUCUUUGGGGCGAGUGUUGCUGCCGCCCUCGGGCCUCACCGCCAUCAUCGAGUUCUUAGAGCCCACUGAAGCGAAGCGAGCUUUCGCUCGAUUGGCCUACAGCAAGUUCCAUCACAUCCCGCUGUAUUUGGAGUGGGCGCCCAUGGGGGUGUUCGUUGCAGCCAAACCAGCACCAGUGAAAGCAGAAGAGGAGAAGAAGCAACAGAAAACAGAAAAACAAGAAGAGGAAGAAGAGGAGGAGGAGGAUGGGUCUCUUCCAGGGUCCACACUUUUCAUCAAGAAUUUAAAUUUCAGCACAACGGAGGAAACACUUCACGAGACCUUCUCCAAAUGUGGCAAGGUUAAGUCAUGUACAAUCUCCAAGAAAAAAGAAAAAACAGGCAAAUUGCUUUCAAUGGGCUAUGGUUUUGUUGAGUAUCAUACGCCUGAGGCAGCACAGAAAGCCCUGCGACAACUUCAGCACUGCAAAGUGGAUGAACACUGCUUAGAGCUGAAGAUUUCAGAGAGAGCUACAAGGACUUCUGAAGUGUCAUGCAAGAAAAAGCAGGUGGAGAAGAAGCAAACGGGAUCCAAGAUCCUUGUACGAAAUGUCCCCUUCCAAGCCAGUGUCAGGGAAAUUCGAGAGCUCUUCUGUACAUUUGGAGAGCUGAAGACAGUCCGCCUUCCCAAGAAAGCAGCAGGUACAGGGAAUCAUCGAGGUUUUGGCUUCAUUGACUUCAUCACCAAGCAGGAUGCCAAGAAAGCAUUUGCUGCCUUAAGCCACAGCACCCAUCUUUACGGGAGGCGCCUUGUGCUGGAAUGGGCUGAUGCAGAGGAAACUGUGGAGACAUUGAGACGGAAAACAGCUGAACAUUUUCAUGUGGCCAGCAAAAAGCAACGAAAGGCUGAGGUUCUGGGGGGAAUUCUGGAAAAGAUGGAAACUCCAGAUGAUGCGGAGGACUGAAACUGUGUGGUGGUGCCUAUAUAGAGGCCAGCAGGAAUUAAGGGGUUGAGAAACUGGUUGUUGCUCAAGCUGAAGGUCGCAAGUUUUAUUCCAGCUACCUCACAGUCUUGUUGAGGUACCCUUGAGCAAGAGCCUGAGCCCACUGUUAAGUUGAAUGUUAUGACAUCAGUGUGUGAAUAAGCCAUUCCAAUACAUUACAAUACAUGCCAUCAUCAUUAAUCGUUAUUAAAGGAUGGAAUAAAGUAUUGCAGAAGCCUUCAGUACCUGGAGUUUAAGUGUGAAGAACUACACCUUGAACAGUCUUGAACUAGUGUGAGAAUCUACAUAGACAUCUUGAACUAGUAUGUUUUUAUUUAAAGAAAAAAAAAAAAAGCUUUUUGUGUAAUAGGGAUGUUUUAUAGAAUGAUUUAAAAUCUGUUUUAAAUUUUAAAAAAAUGUACAGUAUGUGAUCCUGUGUGCUGUUGUGUUGAAGGAGUUGACACUAGAAUGUUUUAUUUGGAAAGUAAUGUUAUGUUCUGGUAACCACAGAAGUGAAAAUGCUGAAACCAUAGGCAUUUUACAUAGAUACCUCAUUGAACAGGUUAACCUAUGACACAGUUAUUAGGAAUUUUUACUCCCAUGCGUGAAAAUCUUUUUCAUUAUAGUGACAGCGUCACAUAUUUUGGUGGCUGUAGACGCUCAUGAAAGCAUCAGAAAAAUACGUUGGUUUAGUGCGUACCUAUAUCUGAAACAUACAAGGAGCAAACCUAAUAAAAUUAAAAG
This is a messenger RNA of Phycodurus eques (leafy seadragon), 3648 nucleotides long. It is a transcript of the gene rbm19, whose product is annotated as RNA binding motif protein 19. The coding region runs from base 97 to 2886 and encodes 929 amino acids. Lineage: Eukaryota; Metazoa; Chordata; Actinopteri; Syngnathiformes; Syngnathidae. The record is from RefSeq and is a predicted model, not a curated record. Gene Ontology annotation, molecular function: RNA binding. The transcript has 24 exons.